Molecule: messenger RNA, 711 nt
Organism: Onychomys torridus (southern grasshopper mouse)
Lineage: Eukaryota; Metazoa; Chordata; Mammalia; Rodentia; Cricetidae
Product: carcinoembryonic antigen-related cell adhesion molecule 1-like
Exons: 3
Coding region: 1-711 (236 amino acids)
Biological process (GO): T cell activation
Cellular component (GO): external side of plasma membrane
Source: RefSeq, a predicted model, not a curated record
AUGGAGCUCACCUCAGCCCCUCUCCACAAAGGACAGGUCCCCUGGAGAGGACUCCUGCUCACAGUCUCUCUAUUAACCUACUGGAACUCUCCAAUCGCUGCCCAAGACUUCACUCUUGAAGCAGUUCCACCCAAUGUUGCUGUAGGGAAUAACGUUCUUCUAGUUGCCCACAGUGUGCCACCGCAUAUCAGUAUCUUUAACUGGUUCAGGGUAUUUAGUGGUGAUAUGAAGUUAAUUGUAGCCUCAUAUUCUAGAGACUUGAAUUCAACAAAAAUUAAUCGUGCAUACCGUGGUAAAAUGACAAUGAAUGAUGAUAAAUCCCUGCUCAUCAGGGAUGUCAGUAAGGACGACGCAGGAGAGUACGGAACAGUACUGGGAUUUAAUAACAAAACUGAGAAGAUUCAAUCUGUGGAGUUACAUGUAUACUAUCCAGUGACUAUACCCUUCAUCCAAGUCAACCAAACCAUAGACAAAGACCUAGUCUCUGUGUUCCUGAAUUGCCCGUCAAUGGACAUUAAUAACUCCAUUCAUUGGUUCUUCAAAGGCCAGAGUCUGAGAAUCACAAACAGGAUGAGACUGAUCGAGAACAACAGCACCCUUGAAAUAUUCCCUGCCAGGAGGGAGGAUUCCGGGAACUAUAAGUGUGCAGUAUCCAAUCCACUCGGGUCCAAGAAAAGUGACCCCAUCCAGCUGGACAUAAUAGGUGAGUGA